Molecule: messenger RNA, 1237 nt
Organism: Gracilinanus agilis (Agile Gracile Mouse Opossum)
Lineage: Eukaryota; Metazoa; Chordata; Mammalia; Didelphimorphia; Didelphidae
Gene: CBR4
Product: carbonyl reductase 4
Exons: 6
Coding region: 243-848 (201 amino acids)
Biological process (GO): fatty acid biosynthetic process
Molecular function (GO): oxidoreductase activity, acting on the CH-OH group of donors, NAD or NADP as acceptor; quinone binding
Source: RefSeq, a predicted model, not a curated record
CAUGCUGUAGGCAGGCCUCGAACAUCUCCUGACUCCUGACCCCCGACUCCUGACCUCGAUCUGACUCGCCUUCCCGCCCAGGACACGGCAGUUAAUUAAGCGCCUACUAUGUGCCAGAUGCUCCCACCCCCUUCCGCUAAAUAGACACAGAGAGACUCAGAAGACAAUUGAAAGUCCAAUGAAGAAAAAAAUGAGAGCAAAAGGCAUAGACAGAUGACUGACCAAGAAAGAGGCAGAGAGAAAUGGAGUACAAAGAAGAAAAAGCAAAAAGCUGUGAAAAUCAUUUGGCACUUCAAUGUGACGUUGCUAAAGAGGAAGAUGUUCAAAAGGCAUUUGAAGAGAUGGAGACAAAUUUAGGCCCUGUUAACUUUUUGGUAAAUGCGGCUGGCAUAAACAGGGAUGGCUUGUUACUAAGAACAAAAACUGAAGACAUGGUGUCCCAGCUUCACACUAACCUCCUGGGAUCCAUGCUGACAUGUAAAGCAGCUUUGAGGAAUAUGAUUCAACAACAAGGAGGCUCUAUUGUUAACAUAGGAAGUGUUGUCGGUUUAAAAGGAAAUUCUGGCCAAUGUGUUUACAGUGCUAGCAAAGGAGGAUUAGUUGGUUUCUCCCGUUCUCUUGCUAAAGAGGUAGCCAGAAAGAAAAUUCGAGUGAAUGUCAUUGCCCCAGGAUUUAUCCACACAGAUAUGACUAAAGGUAUGAAAGAAGAACAGUUAAUGAAGAAUAUUCCUCUUGGGAGAUUUGGAGAGCCUAGUGACGUGGCACAUGCUGUUAUUUUUCUUCUAGAAACUCCUUAUGUUACAGGACAUGUUCUCAUUGUAGAUGGCGGAUUACAACUUGUUAUGUAAAGUGGGCUUCUGUAUAUAAUAUGUAAUAAUAUUCUGUAAUAAUAGUGUUUUGAUUUAAGAUUAUAUUUAAUUUUGUUAACAACUACUGAAUCAUACUUGCAUGAAUGGCAACCAAACCUAUAAAAGAAGUUGUUAUUCCUUAUGUUUGAAGUUCGUUUGAUGGUGAUUAUAUGAUCAAUUAUGACUGAACAGAACAAUAUUUGACUAGUAGUCCUUCCAGACUGCAUGUGUGAAAUCAGUUCUUUAGUGAUCUUAUGUGCCAUUGAAUGUAUAAUAUGUAAAGAAUCAUUUUCCAAAGGAUAUCACCUUUACCAAGUGAUGGGGUUAUGCCCACUUGUUAUCUGUUUGUGCAUUCAAAUCAACAAGAGAGAACCUGUUCUCUUUUUUAA